UAGGCGGGGGUGGCCGCCGCGGGUGGAUCGAGCUGGCAACGGCUGAGUUUCGUCGUGACGUGCUACUAGGAAUAACAAUGUCCUAGCGAAGGCAGGACCGCGUCUCUAGGCCGAUCCCCCUCAUCCUGAUCCACUUCUUUUCCAGAAACCUUCACACAUACACACACAUAUCCCGUCGGUCCUAAUCACCAACGUACACCCAACCUACCAUCAUUGCGUCCUACACCCGCGCUCGUGCUGCUACAGAUUCGACUGCACACAUGUAAUCGGCCGCGCGCGCGCACACAUACAUACGUAGACACGGUACACGGUAGACGGUAUAUAGAGACAUAUACACCCGUGUACACGCGAGAGGAGUGUAAAAGAGAAGAGAGACUUACACGCGUACAGACGCGUCGUUUGGACGCCCUUUUUCCGGUGGUAUUUUUUUCGUUCCUAGUUCUUUAUCGACGAUCGACAUAUCGUUGCGACUCGUACACGCAACACACGACGUGGAAACGCGCACGGGCGGAUACCGGAAAGGCACGUAUUUCGGAGACGGGCGCGCGAGCCUCCCGAAUCCAGCCAAGUCCAAAGUCCUUAAUCCCGUGGGGUGAUCCUGGCCCCGCCCGUACACGAAGGAACCACACCCCGGCAAGAGAGAGAGAGAGAGAGAGAGCAAGAGACCGAGAGACCGGGAGGAGGAAUUCAGGGUCCGGAUUUAAACAGGCUCCCGGUGAUGAGAGCGACACAUUGCGGGGGUUAAAGUGCCUGUCGAGAACGGCGAGGAAGUGGCGAGGUUCGUAAAAAUCGGCAUCGGGGGCGUGCGAUCCAGGCAGCGGUAGUGGUGGCGGAGCGGCAGGGGUACUAUGGGAGCGGGGGUAUGGGGGGCGGAGGAGGGCUACAAGCCACGGACCUCCGGCGAAGGCUCGAGUUCCAGUGUACCGGAGGAACUUGUUCGCAGGGUCUGCGGUCCCUAAGGCACGACAGUUACCAUGCUACCGAGGAGAACGCCGCGUGUGACGACUACGAGGACAGGAGGACUGACCACGAAGCGAUCCUCGCUUCCGGUCAGCCUACCUGCACAGGCUGUCGGCGAUCGUAUAGGCGCCAGGAGAGCGAAGCGGUUGAGAAAAAGGAGAUUCUGAAGCGACGCAUGCCAGAAUCAGAUGAGAUCAGUGCGGUGUACCGGAAGCUGCGGCUUUGUCUGGGCCUUUUCGAGCACGCGAGUAAAAACGAUGAAGCGGAAGAGGACGACGAAGAGAAGAGGCAUCGGUUACGGUGGUGUCGUAGGGGCUUCCGACGAAUCGUGGAAGUGGCGACAAGAGUUCUGCUCCUUGGCAUCGCGCUUCUUGUCACGCCAGGACUCUGUCAACAGGACGCAGUGCACAUCACGGCUAUUCUCGGGGAGAGCGUUGUCUUCAACUGUCACGUAGAGUUCCCCGGUGAGCACCCAGUGCCCUACGUUCUCCAAUGGGAGAAGAAGGUAGGCGACACGGAGACACCGAUAUACAUAUGGUACGAGUCGUAUCCGACCCACAGUGGCGAAGGGUACGAGGGUCGUGUCUCGAGGGUGAGCGAGAAUUCACCGUACGGCCAGGCCAGCCUCAAUCUGACGAAUAUCCGCGAGAGUGAUCAAGGAUGGUACAAGUGCAAGGUCGUCUUCCUCAACAGGUCGCCUAACGGUCACAAGAACGGUACCUGGUUUCAUCUAGACGUCCACGCGCCACCCAGAUUCAGCAUAACACCGGAUGAUAUGAUAUAUGUGAAUUUGGGCGAUGCGAUAAUACUCAACUGCCAGGCUGAGGGUACUCCGACGCCAGAGAUCCUUUGGUACAAGGAUGCGAAUCCGGUUGAGCCCAACGGCCGAGACGUCGGGAUAUUCAACGACGGCACGGAGCUCAGGCUCUCGACGAUCAAGAACGAUGACAUCGGUGAUUACACCUGCAUCGCCAGGAACGGGGAGGGCCAGAUCAGCCAUACCGCGCGCGUCAUCAUCGCCGGUGGAGCCGUUAUUAUGGUGCCGCCGACGAAUCAAACGAAGCUAGAAGGCGAGAAGGUGCAAUUUUCUUGCGAGGCAAAGGCACUUCCGGGUAACGUGACGGUGCGCUGGUUUCGCGAAGGCGCACCUGUCACAGAGGUCUCGGCUCUGGAUACCAGAGUGUCCAUCAAGAUGGAUGGUAGUCUGGUUAUCAACCCCGUCAGCGCCGAUGACUCCGGUCAAUAUCUGUGCGAGGUCACUAAUGGCAUCGGCGAUCCUCAGACUGCUAGCGCCUAUCUGAACGUCGAGUAUCCGGCGAAGGUUACAUUUACCCCCACUGUCCAAUACCUGCCGUUCCGUCUGGCCGGUGUGGUCCAGUGUUACAUAAAAGCCAACCCGCCCUUGCAAUACGUGACCUGGACCAAGGAUAAACGCCUACUCGAGCCUUAUCAGACAAAAGACAUUGUUAUCAUGAACAACGGCUCCCUGCUCUUUACACGGGUCAAUGAGAAUCACCAAGGCAGAUAUACCUGCACGCCUUAUAACGCCCAGGGCACGCAGGGCAGCUCGGGUCCGAUGGAGGUCCUCGUACGGAACCCGCCUGUCUUCACCCUCGAGCCGGAAGUAGUGUACACGAAGAAGGUCGGUGAGACGGUCGAGAUGCACUGCGACGCUCAAGAGGCCGACGGAACGCAGAAACCAACGAUACAAUGGCAUCGGAGAGAUGGCGGACCUAUUCAACGCACACGCUCGAAGAUUGUCGGUGGCAAUUUAACCAUAGAAAGCCUUCGACGCGCAGAUUUCGGGUUUUAUCAGUGCGUCGCCUCCAACGAAGUUGCCACCAUCUCAGCCUCGACGCAACUGAUCGUCGAGGGAACGCAACCCCAUGCACCUUACAACGUGUCGGGCACUGCCACGCAAUUUGCGGUAUCGCUAACUUGGUUACCAGGUUAUUCCGGUGGUCCUGAUUACAAGCAAGAUUAUACUAUCUGGUACAGAGAAUCGGGAACUUCGGAAUGGAAGACAAUCCCCGUGACUCCAUCGGGCAGCACAUCGGUGACGAUCAACAAUCUUACGCCUAGUACUCUCUACGAAUUUCAAGUAAUCGGGAAAAACGCCCUGGGCGAGGGAAUGUUGAGUAAAGUCAUCACAGUCAGGACGCUCGACAUUCUUGAUUACAAUACCCUCGUAUUACCGACUGAUUCCUCAGGAAAUCCCGCGUUUCCGCCAAUCAUACGACCGAAAGGACCAAAGCCAGGUUCUCCCAAGAAUCUCACGGUGACGGAAAUCAGCAACGGUUUCUUAAUAACCUGGCAACCUCCUUCGGAAAAAACCCAUCUUAUCCAAUACUAUACUAUCAAGUACAAGACGGACGGACCUUGGAAAACGCUCAACAAGGGCCAAAUACGACCCGAGGAGACCAGUUAUUUAGUGAAGAACCUGGUCGGUGGUAGGACCUACUAUUUCCAAGUGUUCGCCAACUCAGCCACGAAUUACGGCGCGAGCGACCAGGUGAAGUUUCCCGUGCCGGCUCGUGUUAAGCACAAAGCGAUCACCGCGGGCGUUGUGGGCGGCAUCCUCUUCUUCCUUGUCGCCAUCAUCCUCAGCAUAUGCGCGGUGAAGAUAUGCAAUAAACGGAAGAGACGAAAACAGGAGAAAGAACUGCUUUCAGCGUAUAAUAUGGUGGCCUGCCGGGUCACCGACGCCAGGAACGGCGCAGGGCAGGGGCCCCAGGGAACAGUGCCUUUGAAAAAACCUAGAAAAAGCCGAGUACCAGGUUUAAGCCUCCUGAAGGAGAUCCUGAGCCCGGAUACCCCGGACUCGUGCCGCUGUCGUCCGCUGGGCAAAAUCUCCCGAGCGGCCGACGGCCGCUUCGUCGUGGCGGAUUCGGUUCUCAGCUCGGCCAACAACAGCAUCCUGGACGUCUCCAGCAGCGACGACGGUGGAUUCCUGCCAAAGCAACGGCUUAAGUCCUCGUGGCGACGCCCCCUGGUUGGCAUCAGUCAGCUAAGUCUGAGAUCCGACGGUAGCGGCGUGUCCAUAGGUCCCCUGCCAUCAGGUUGUCAUCAUGGCGUUGUAAAUCCUUUGGCGAGGAUACCGCCCGCAAAUGUUUGUACGAUCACGUCACCUAGGUUCCUGGCCAGUUCGCCGAGCGGGGCUCAGGUCCCCUGGACGCCUUUGUACUUCAGCGAUCUCAGCUCUGUCAAACAACCAUCCUCUGGCGAACGUUCUUUCCCGACGCCACCCGGCUACCUCCAGCUUCGCAGCGUGCAUCAACGAUACAGCCAAGAGUUACCGUCGCUUAAGGCGAUUCAUGCCGAGUCGAGGCGGUUCGUGCCGGUUCAACCGUUAGCAACGUCUUCGCCGCCGCAGCCGGCUGGACGACCUAGGGCGAGGUUGCCGCCAAGACACGCCAGGCACGCCAGAUCGGCACCAGAGCUCGCUGCCUCGCCCGACCUGGAGACUUCGCCUGAGAGCAGAUCAAGUAGUUCGGGUUUCGGCAGCAAGAAUACCUCGCAGCAAAACCAGAGCUCAAGAAGUGGUAGUACGGUCGCCGAAUGGAGACCGCCACCUUACAGGCCACCUCCGCCGCCGCUGGUGGGUCGCUGGCUUGAGCUUCAGAAUCAGGCCAAGGUGGGACACACGCACAUACAAAAUGCCGUGGACGCCGGCAGCGUUGACGGCCACUACGAGUUCGAUCCGGUGUCGUGCACGCCGACACCAACGUCGGCCUCGACGCCUACGCGGGAGGAGAGACCGCCGAUGCAUCAGAUCCAUACGAUCCACGUUCCCCACAUCCAUCAAGUGCACACGGUACAUCAACAGGCACCGAGGUAUAGCAGAGAAAACAUAGAGGCCCGAGUACAGGCGAUGAAGGCGGAAUUUCAUCAGUUUCGGCAGAGACAGGCGAGAAGACGACAGAGUGCGCACUUGGAAAGUGCAUGUUGAAAAAUUUGAAGGAGAUCUUGACGAUCGAUCAACGAUUCAGUUUCAUUAGGACCGCUGCAACGCAAGUCUAACGAUCGAGUUGAAACGAUUCGAAUGGUUGCAGAGUUAAAUACAUAAUGUGUGAGACGAAAGUAAUUCUCAAGAGAAGAGCUAAGAGAAAUCUCGGAGGAAGCUAGAUAUCGUUCGCGAUUAGAUUUUGGUACUGGCUUUCGACUACCGUAGAAGAUCGCGUGUUUCAACACGGCGACGACAACGUGAUCAUCACCGAAGACCAACCACCGCAGCACAACGAGGAUCAUCAUCACACGUGAUUCCGCAUUUAGAGGAGUUUAAGUCAAUUCUAGUAGCUGGUCAUCCAUCUACAAAAGGAGGCUGUUAUAAGCAUCAGCUCAGGAUACAUAAGUUUCGCACGACCACGAGACGGGAGCGACGUAGUAGAACUGUACGUUAAGACGAUAAUCUUUCGGAGUUUCGCCCGUUUUACCAUUUAAGAGGACCGAAGAGUAUCCUACGGGGGAAAAAAAAACAAUCUCGAUAUCAUUUAUUCGGGGGGGGGGAGGGGGGGCUAAUAACCCGGCGACGCCGAUCGCGCUGGGACGAUAAUAGAAACGAAGUGCGUAAACGAAAAUGUUUGAAGCCGAUAAUUAUUGGUCAUAUCCCGCGUACACCAACCACGCCUAUGUCCGGUUUAGAGGACCGUGAUUUUUAACGUUACUAUAUAUAAUAAUGUAGAGGAACGUACGGAAGAAUUAAUUCACGGGGGACGAACAAGAAGAGGACGCUCUUUUUUUUAAAACUCAGUGGAACUGUCCUUAGAGCUAGAAAGUGCGCAGAAGAAUGAGAUACACUCCCGAUUGGCUCAAAGGGAUGCUAACUGUAUCGAAAUCGUCCCGUAUCACGAUCGGGACGAAAGAUGAUGAGAAGGGAAGACAGAAAAGCAAAAAAAUGGAAUAGUUACGUCGGCAUGAUACUCCAAAGAAACUGUACCACUGUACAUGCUCCGCGUAUACCUUUUAAAUAUAAGAUUAAAUUUAAUCGUACGCUGUAAGUAAUAAUUAAAAACGAAAGCAAAACAAAAAAGUAAGAUAAUCGAAGAAUUACCACACACACUCACAUACGUACACUCACAUAUACACACAAACAUACAUGCAUAAACACACACACACACACGCACGCACGCACACACACAUACACACAUAUACACAUACUCAUACAACACACACAAAAUAAUUAUAUCGAUGAGCAAUGGACUCGAAACGUGAUAUUAGGCCGAAGCUUGCCUCGAGAUUGCUUAAGGACUCACUCGUACUGCACUGCCUGUUUAGGGUUUCGCUAGCGACCCAACAUAUUAUCGGCACAAUAAUUUUUCUUAAGCAACGUAAAAACGAGAAAAUAAGAAUAACAUUCUUCGAAUCUACACGUUCGGCCAGUAUAGCACGACGAUUGUGUGUGCACGUUCACCACGUGUGUCACUUUGUUGGUGACACGCUGGUUUACCGCCUAUCGGCACUUCGGUCGUUCACCGGUCAUCCUUCUUGAAUUAGAUUAGUGACGCGAGCACGCGCAUCGACGACGAACGACGUCGAUUGGACUCUUAA
This is a messenger RNA of Mycetomoellerius zeteki, 6507 nucleotides long. Its product is annotated as protein turtle. The transcript is spliced from 16 exons. Gene Ontology annotation, molecular function: cell-cell adhesion mediator activity. The coding region runs from base 863 to 4909 and encodes 1348 amino acids. NCBI's taxonomy places the organism in Eukaryota, Metazoa, Arthropoda, Insecta, Hymenoptera, Formicidae. Gene Ontology annotation, biological process: axon guidance; homophilic cell-cell adhesion; dendrite self-avoidance. Gene Ontology annotation, cellular component: axon; plasma membrane. The record is from RefSeq and is a predicted model, not a curated record.